UACAAACAAAAGGCAAUUUGGCUGGCAGUGCAUUUGGUAAUUCGGUAUUUUCACGACAAAAUAAGAAAUAGCUUACGGAUCAAGAUUGAGUUAUUGAAAGGUUUAGUUAACGAAGAAGUUUAAGACUAUUUCUAUAAAUACCUUGUGUGGAACCAAGCUCCGUGUAUCAUUGGACGGAGUUUAUUUGCUGAUAAUUGUGACUAAUUCUGAUAAUUAGUUGUGCAUCGUCAAGAAAAACGCCUCUUCAUGUAAGUGUUUGCGUUUGAAAUACCUGUUAAACGCUUAUCGAAACAGAUUCAGCAUUCAGAAACAGCAUCCGGCCGGUACUGAAGCAUCCGGCGGUAGUGAAGUUCCGAGAAUAUGACAUCCCGUCGUCGCUUGACGUUUUGCAACGGUGCGCGCGUUCUAUUGUUUACGUUGUGUUGCAAGUGUUGUUGAUUCCGCGCCCAGUCGGGCACCGUUUUGGGCAGCCAACAUGUACCACCGAAAUCUGGCCCACUUGAAUCCGUACGAGCUGCACAAACAUCUGAUCAAUGAGUACAUGCUAACGAAACCGGGUGCUACCAAACUGCUGCAGCGUGAUACUUCCCGCGACAAAACCGAUCACGAUGUGGUGCGCGAGAACCACCGAUUCCUGUGGGAUGAGGAAACGGUCGACAGUUGGGAAAAGCAGCUGGCCAAGAAGUACUAUGACAAGCUGUUCAAGGAGUACUGCAUUUCCGACCUGAGCCGGUACAAAGAGAACAAGGUUGCGAUGCGAUGGAGAAUCGAGAAGGAAGUGGUCGUUGGCAAGGGCCAGUUUGUGUGCGGCGAUCGGCACUGCGAGGAGCGGACUGGACUGCGCAGCUGGGAGGUGAACUUUGGAUAUCAGGAGCAUGGCCAGAAAAGGAAUGCACUGGUUAAGUUGCGAUUAUGCCCUACGUGUUCUGAUAAGCUGAAUUAUCGAUCUAAAAAGCGAGAAAUUAAACGCCUUAAGAAGCGCGAUCGUAAAGCGAAACCUGCCAGCGGUAAACGGAUUUGCGAUGAAGCUCCCACGACUAGCUCCGGUGCCAAAGCAAUUGCCGAAGACAAUAUGACCGGCGAGGCGAGCCACAGCACGGAAACUGACCAUAUUUCGGAAGUGGAAGAGGAAAAAGAAGGAUCCUCCGUACCGGAAGUGGUUGAAGGAAGUUGGAGUAAAGGGAAUGAAGUGGAAGAAAAAACACGGGAAGAAGAAUUUGAUGAGUUUUUAGAGGAUCUGUUGCUGUGAAGAUGGUGGGUGUCCUGCUGAUUGCUAAGAAGCACUGUACAACGAUCGCAUUAUAAUGCGUAUUAUAGCCUGCUGCUGGAAAUUGCCAACAUUAUUCGGAGUCUAUCGAGCACAAUCGCAAUAUCACUGUUAGGGUUGGUGCAAAACAUUUAACUCGCAUUACAAUUUUGCCAAAUGUACGGUCUCUUCAAUGCACCUGGAGCACCUGAAUUCCUGGAAGAAAGCAGUGAUUCUCUUGACUGUGUUCGCACGCUUUUGGGUGCCCUGGUUUACCACACAGGGCUCUCACUUCCAAGGAAAUUCUAUUUUGUAAGAAUAGUAUUAAAAAAUCAGCUUUCUAUAGUCCGUGAGGGAAAUGAACUGUUUUUGAAUAAAUUAAAUCAAAAUUUAAAUUCAUUUUCUUUACAAACAUUUCUAUUCUGCACAACUCUUGGUUGUGAGCAAUUGCCAAUAGCGCGAAACGAUCAUGCAAGUAUAACAAACGUAAGAUUAUGUUCGCACUGGUGGCGUUAGCUUCUCUCUUAAUCAAUUCAACGUCCUGCCCGCAACUUAUCAGUGCCCUUUACAUAUAUUCUCACCGCUCACAACUGCUCUGGCUUAGUUUGCUUUUGCUUCCACAGCGGCCACAACGGUGGAGUGCUUGCAGGAUGAGCACGUGCUUUGUUUGGAUUGCAUUCACGCUAUUAGCGUUCACCUACGGCCAAGAAACGGAAGAAGAUCUGAAAUGUGCCGGAGGAUACUGCGUUUCGAAGCAUCUUUGCAUUAACUCUACGUACGCCGAUGUUGCAACGCUUGGCCAGGAUACGCAGCUCAUAAGUCUGCGGCUUGGGCUUACUAUAGAUGAUUUCGACACGUGUCAAGAUUAUCUUCUGGUAUGCUGUAAGUCUGCCCCGGAAGCAUCCACAGAAAUUCCUAGCAGCGAGGUCAUCAUUGUACCACCGCCGUCCACCUUUGACUGUGGACAGUUUAACGAGAAUGGAUUGAUUUACGACCUGCAUCAUAAUGAUUCGCUGGCGCAGUACGCCGAAUUUCCCUGGGUGGUGUACAUACUGACCGAGGCGAAACCAUCUUCCCCGGCGGACAGUAACUUUGUAUGCGGCGGCACCCUGAUCCAUCCACGGCUGGUGGUGACAACGGCUCACAACACGGAAAGAAAAACGCAUUUGAUUGCACGGUUCGGCGAAUGGGACAUUAGCACCACAAACGAACCCUAUCCGCAGCAGGAAAUACGCGUGAAGGAUGUCAUCACACAUCCCGACUAUGUGCGCAAUCCGAUACAGCACGAUAUAGCGCUGCUGGUGCUGGAGAACAGUGUGCAGUAUCGUCAGCAUAUCCGACCCAUUUGCCUACCCCAGCCGGAUGAUGAUUUCGUCGGCAAACGUUGCAUUUCCAAUGGCUGGGGCACCGAUCGGGGAGUGUAUGCGAACGUGAUGAAGAAAAUAGCGGUUCCGGUAAUCCCGCGCGCCAAGUGCACGCGGAUGCUUCGUUUGGCUGGGCUUGGUCCGUACUAUCAGCUUCGGGAAGGGUUCCUGUGUGCGGGCGGGGAAGCUAACGUCGACAUGUGCAAAGGUGACGGUGGAUCGCCACUCGCAUGCCAAACGGACAGUGGAACGUUCGUGCUGGGUGGUAUCGUGUCGUGGGGCAUCGGUUGCGGGGGUUUCAAUUUACCCGGCGUGUACGUUGCCGUUAACCGGUACGUCAAUUGGAUCAACGAGCACAUCUUGGAACUGUCGUUGGAUGCGAUGGAUAUUAAUUUGAAAUUGUAAUGUACUGUACUAGCUGGAUUGGUAGCACAGUCGGAAGCAAAUAAAUUAAUGCGAAACCAAGGCUUUCAGCUGCUUUGCACACAAUCGUA
Molecule: messenger RNA, 3104 nt
Organism: Anopheles stephensi (Asian malaria mosquito)
Lineage: Eukaryota; Metazoa; Arthropoda; Insecta; Diptera; Culicidae
Product: protein FRA10AC1 homolog
Exons: 7
Coding region: 476-1249 (257 amino acids)
Biological process (GO): dephosphorylation; proteolysis
Molecular function (GO): phosphatase activity; serine-type endopeptidase activity
Source: RefSeq, a predicted model, not a curated record